This is a messenger RNA of Tribolium madens (black flour beetle), 1970 nucleotides long. RefSeq names its product glutathione hydrolase 1 proenzyme-like. NCBI's taxonomy places the organism in Eukaryota, Metazoa, Arthropoda, Insecta, Coleoptera, Tenebrionidae. The record is from RefSeq and is a predicted model, not a curated record. Gene Ontology annotation, biological process: glutathione catabolic process; translation. The transcript has 7 exons. Bases 175 to 1902 code for a protein of 575 amino acids. Gene Ontology annotation, cellular component: plasma membrane; ribosome. Gene Ontology annotation, molecular function: glutathione gamma-glutamate hydrolase; structural constituent of ribosome.
AUUGAAUGAAAGUGCACUUGACGUUAUCUCACCUCAAAUUAUUAUCAUUUUAAUUUUAAUUACGAUCAAGAGCGGUAAGAACCUCAGUUUGUUGCCGGAUUUGGCGAGGGAAAGUGUUGCGUCGUAAAAUAAUAAAAAUUUGUGUGCGCUGUAUUUCAUUACCUCCCGAUAACAAUGAUUAUUUCUUUCAGAAAACCCCUAGUCAAGUACCUCGUCAUCGCCUUAACCACAACCAUAAUCCUCGCAAUCCUCGGCACCAUCAUCUACUUCCUCGUCAACCCCUCCACCGUGUCCCCCAGCAGCCUCAAGGGGGCUGUCGUGACCAACGGCCAUGCAUGCGCCCACAUCGGCGCCUCCAUCCUCACGAAAGGGGGCACAGCAGUCGAGGCCGCAAUCGCCGCCUUGUUCUGCGAAGGUGUCUCCAUGCCCCAGAGCAUGGGCCUAGGAGGGGGCUUCCUGAUGACGAUCUACGCAAGUGGGACUGCGUACUCGUUGAAUGCCCGCGAGACAGCCCCCAGCGCCGCGACCAAAGACAUGUUCAACGGGAGUAGCGCCUUGUCGACGAAAGGGGGCCUCGCGGUGGCAGUCCCCGGGGAGUUGAAGGGGUACUGGGAGGCGUACCAAAAGUUUGGGGGUAAGGUAAAAUGGGGGGAUUUGGUGCAACCCACAAUAGAUUUGUGCGAAAAUGGGAUUUUGGUGACGGAAUAUUUGGAGAAGUUGUAUGCAACACAAUUGGAGAAGUUCAAGUUGGACCCCUUAAUGGCUGAGACUUUCAUCGACCCCAAAACUAACCUAACUUAUAGGAAAGGACAAGUGGUGAAAAGGCCCCAACUUGCAAAGACUUUGAAACAGGUUAAGGUUUUUGGGGCUGAUGCUUUAUAUAAUGGAAUUUUGACGAAAAAAUUCGUGGAGGAUAUCCGUAACAAAGGGGGGAUUAUCACCGAAGAGGAUAUGCACAACUACGAAGUUGAAUGGCAGGAACCAAUUCGUGUCAAAAUGCCCAACAAUAAGACCCUUUAUACAGCCCCCUUGCCCGGCUCUGGGGUCAUCCUCAGUUUCAUUAUGAAUCUAUUAAAGGAUUUUUUGGAUAAUUUGCAACCUUUUUCCGUCACCAAUUGGCAACGAAUCAUCGAAAGUUUCAAAUUUGGGUAUGGGAAAAGGACCGAGUUGGGGGAUAGUAACUUUGUCGAUGUCAGAAAUUUGGUCUCGAAUCUCACUUCUCCGGAUUAUGCGGCCAAAAUCCGGGGGAAAAUCCGUGAUAAUACCACGUCGCAGGACCCGACGUACUAUGGGGGGAAGACUGUGCAACCUGAUGACCAUGGUACUGCCCAUAUUUGCGUUUUGGGACCCAAUGGAGAUGCAGUGUCCGUCACCAGUACCAUCAAUUUAUAUUUCGGUGCCGGUUUCAUGUCACCCAGCACCGGAAUCAUCCUCAACGACGAAAUGGACGACUUUUCAUCCCCCAACAUGAACAACAGCUUCAACGUGCCCCCCUCGGAAGCCAAUUACAUAGUCCCAAAUAAACGACCAUUGUCGUCCAUGGUACCAUCAAUCAUAGUAGGGGAUGAGGGGGUCGAGUUGGUAAUAGGGGCCGCUGGGGGGACCAAAAUCACCACAUCUGUAGCCCAAAUCACUGUUAAAAACUUGUGGUUUGGGACUCCCAUAGGGCAAGCAGUGCAAGAAAAACGGAUUCACCAUCAGUUAUACCCGAUGGAGGUUGAGUUCGAGAAUGCGUUUAACAAUGAUCGCGAUUUAGUGAGGGCGUUGCACAAAAUUGGGCAUGAAUACAGUAUUGCAGGGCCGGGGUCAGGGUUUUCUGCAGUGACUGCGAUUUCGAGGAAAGGGGGGGUUGUGGGGACCGCUAGUGAUGUGCGAAGGACCGGUGAAGAGAUUCUUGUUUGAUAAUGACGAUAGUUAGGUAUUUAUUAUGAAAAUUUAUUUAUUUGCAAAUAAAAUUGAUGAUUUUUUAA